CCCAACGACCGCCCCAGGAAGUCCCGCCCCACGUUCCGGCGCCGCUAACGGGAGCUCCUCCGGGCCGCGCGUCACUUCUGGCGGCGGCGAAUGAAAUGGCGAACGUCGGCAGCGGCGCGGGCAAGAUGGCGGAUAAGGAGAAGAAGAAGAAGGAGAGUAUUUUGGAUCUCUCCAAAUACAUCGACAAAACAAUCCGAGUGAAAUUCCAGGGCGGGAGAGAAGCAAGUGGUGUCUUGAAAGGAUUUGAUCCUCUUCUGAACCUUGUGCUUGAUGGUACCAUUGAAUAUAUGAGAGAUCCAGAUGAUCAAUACAAAUUAACAGAAGACACACGUCAGCUGGGACUUGUGGUCUGCAGAGGCACCUCAGUGGUUCUUAUUUGUCCACAGGAUGGAAUGGAAGCUAUUCCAAACCCUUUCAUUCAACAGCAGGAUGGCUAAUGUUUGCUUUGGAUUGUCUCUGAAGGCUUCAAGGGUGCAAAUUAGCAGAGGAAACUAUCAGUGUGUGAGGAGCUUCCUGUUUUGGGGGAGGAAUUUGAAUGUGUAUUUGUUAGUGUGAAAGAACAGUCAACUUUUAGUUUUGUGGUUUUCUGUAAAUGAUGAGAGGAUGGGGCAUGGUGUGGAAGAAGUAAGUUCUGAUUAUUAUUAUUAUUUCUGAUUAUUAUUUUUUGUAUCCCCUAAAUAAAUGUUUAACUAAAUUGUUCAUUGCUGACAGGAGAGAAUUUACUGUCAUGGAUUUGUCCAAGACCCUCUUGAUCUUGUGAGACCACAUAAAAUGAGUAAAAAAUGCCCUGAAUAUUGGUUAUAUUAUAGACAUUUUUAAAAAUACGAUUGUAUUUAAUUUAACCUAAAGCCUAAAUGCAUUAGAACAUGUUUUUCUUUGGCUCUAGGUGUCAGUACUCAGUUGGGAAGCAUUGUGUUGUAGUCUUCCUGCUGUCAAGUUCAGUCUCUCUUGCUUGCAGGGAAAUUGCUUCCCUUCUUCCCAAUUUUGUGGGAUGUUGUCUGUGUAUCAGGAGGGGACAAACUUCUGCAGAAGGACUGGACUGACUUCUAGGAUGAUUCUUGGCUGAAUGACCUGUACCC
This is a messenger RNA of Calypte anna (Anna's hummingbird), 1079 nucleotides long. It is a transcript of the gene LSM7, whose product is annotated as LSM7 homolog, U6 small nuclear RNA and mRNA degradation associated. Gene Ontology annotation, cellular component: U12-type spliceosomal complex; spliceosomal tri-snRNP complex; U2-type prespliceosome. Bases 96 to 437 code for a protein of 113 amino acids. NCBI's taxonomy places the organism in Eukaryota, Metazoa, Chordata, Aves, Apodiformes, Trochilidae. The record is from RefSeq and is a predicted model, not a curated record. Gene Ontology annotation, molecular function: RNA binding. Gene Ontology annotation, biological process: mRNA splicing, via spliceosome; nuclear-transcribed mRNA catabolic process. The transcript is spliced from 4 exons.